Bursaphelenchus okinawaensis is the source of this 3158-nucleotide messenger RNA. NCBI's taxonomy places the organism in Eukaryota, Metazoa, Nematoda, Chromadorea, Rhabditida, Aphelenchoididae. The record is from the annotation of a GenBank genome assembly.
AUGUCCUCGAGUUGGACUUCGAAUUUGUUCAGUUUUGUGACUGGCAGUGUAAGUUGUUUUCUAUGGAUUCUUGUUUUGAAUUUACGUGAACUUCUUGUUAUUUAUAAAUAAAUUUUAGCGGAAACGGCGAGCACAGCCUGAUAAUGAAGAGGAGCAUGUUAUUGAACCAGCUAUCUCAAAGAAGGCGAGAGCUGAUCCCAAGCUGAAUGAGUCUGUAAGUAGUUUUACAUUUGUUUCUUCGAUAUUUUAGGUAUUUCCUGCUUGGAGCGUGACCGUAUUUAGGUAUUGUUUUUGUGAAAUAUAGAUUUAUAAUUCAUGUUUUCAGUUGCCAGCAUCAGUAUCCUCCUUCACUUAUCGACUACCCACAAAAAACACAACUUUGAACGAAUCUAUAUUGAGCACCACACUCAAUGACACUUUCACUUCAAAACCACCGGUGUUGGACUUGAGGCAUAAGAUCAAAGCCCCAUCUAGGACAAAGGCGAUUUUAGCUGAACUCACUAAAUUCAGCUCAAGUCCAGUAAGUUUUCUCUAUUUUUGUCGUUGUUUUAGGGUUUAAAAAACAAAUAUUAUUUGAAAAGCUCAAAUCUUUUUGCAUAUUAUUUUUAAAUUUUAUGGAAGGUUUAUUUUUUCAUGUUUUAGUAGUUUUGGCUAAACUAACAAUUUUAAAAAAUGAGUGUUAAUUUCAGAAUUCGUCAAAAAACAAUCUUCAUCUAUUCGAAGUCAAUAAGUGGACGGAUUCAGCCGAUAGAAAUCCAACAAGCUUGCCUCCACGAAGGUCGACAUUUACCCCUUCGAGAAUAAAUCAGAUUUCUGCUAGUAUGCAUCGAACUUUGAAGGCUAACAGAAGUUCGUGGAACGCAUCGAUACUCAAUGAUACUAGUGCUAACGGGUCAAAGCUAUCAUCAAUGUGGAAAAAGGACACAACUUCGAGCGAGUCUAACAACAUAUCUCAGGAGAGCGACAUUUCGGUUCCUAAUAAAACCGCUAAACCCGUAGAAGUACCAGCGACCAAAGUCUUAGAUGGACCUGUUACAAAUAAGUUUGGAUUCACUGAUUUGGAUGAAGAAAGUAAGUUGUUUUUGAAUAUUUUAGGAUCUUUUUAAUUAACAAAUUUGAAAGAAUUAUUUUAUUUUGAUUUUAGAAGAGGAAGAAGAUGUCUUGUUUACUUUCGAAGAACCAGUGAUAGAUAGGGAACCAAGAAGGGAAAAGUCUGAAAGUCCGUCUCCAACAGAAUCAUCCUCAAAAUCAGAUGGAAAGAAGAAUCUCUCUGAUUCUGAAUCCUCCUCUACUUCUGCUGAGAACGAAGAUUUGGAAAUAGUGGAAACCAAGAAGGCAGAGCCCACUCCUACUUUAAGCGAAGUGCUUUCUAAAGCUCCUAAAGGUUAGUUUUAUACUUUGAAGGUUUUUAAAUAAGUAUGAGAGUAAUGUAGAUACAAAUUUUUAAAAUAUUACUUUCAGUGUUCGAAUCAGAGCCAAAGGUUGACAAAUGGUCCUGCAAGAAUUGUUUGAACAAAAACGAUGCCGGCGAUGAGGUUUGCAAGGGAUGUCAAUAUGGUAAAGAUGGCAAGAAACCAGAACCAAAGACUGUUGGACUUGUCGCAAAAAUACCGGAUCCUCAACCAGUCAGCCUAUCUCCAAUAACGGCAGGAAAGUUGGGUAAUCAAUGGGAAUGCCCUGACUGCAUGAUCAGAAACAGCCCAGAUCUAUCAGAAUGUGCUUGUUGUCAGACUGCAAAGCCUGGUGGGGCUUCAUCAACUGCUGCUCCACCUAAACCAGCUGCUCCAGCUUUUAAACCAAUGACAUUCAGUGCAGACAAUGCUUCUUUGGGAGGUAAGAAUUUAACAUUUUUAGAGUAUACGUAAUUAUAAUUCUUCUAUUACCGUUUUUAAAUUUAUAUUUACAGGUUUGUUUGGUGCUAAAAAUGGAUCAACUUCAACAGGAAUCUCUUUUGGAGUACCUGCUGCUAAGCCAGCUGAAUCUGCUUCAACAACAGCUCCAGCUACAACCACGACGGCCGCUUUAGUCUCUUUUGCUGCACCUGUCUCAUCGACUCCGUUGUUUGGAGCUUCAGUAGCGUCAACUGCGCCCUCAACGCUGAACUUUGGUAUUACAAAAGAUUCAAAUGCACCCUUAUUUGGAGCUAAAAACGGAUCAAGCUCAACUGGUAUUUCGCUAGGUUUCCCGGCUUCAAAGGACUCGCCAGCUGUAUCUGCACCUGCUCCCACGCCCUUGUUCGGAUCACAAACAGAUACGACAACAGCUCCCGCACUCGGCUUGAAUGGAACUAAAGAUACCACGACCCCAGCCUUCCCGGUGUUUGGCGCCAAAAAUGGCACCAGUACUUCUAUUACCUUUGGGGGACUUUCUACUGAUUCUGUUCCAAAACCAUCCAACAGCUUGCCGGGUACCACCACUGAACCAGCUAAAACUGCUGUUGCCACUUCAGUGUUUGGGUCAGCUCCGAAGUCAUCAACUUCUGGGUUUGAUUUUGGGUCGUCGUCGUUGAGCAACACUGGAUUCAACUUCAAUGGCUCUUCAAAGCCAAACGCUUCUUCGGCCGCACCACCGUUUGCAUUCGGUUCAGCACCAACAGCUUCUACUAGUUCUUCUAAUGGUACCGGAUCACGUGAGUUUUCAAUCUUUUUAGUUGAUCAACUUGUUUUUAUGUUAUUUUAGUUUUUUAGAGCCAACAGAAUUGCGUGUCAUAUUAUUACCAGGUGCUAAGAAAUUGUGUAAAGUAUGGGAAUUAAUAGUUCUUUUCAGUAUUCCAAUUUGGAUCGAACUCCGCUGCAGCACCAGCUUCGACGACAGCGAAUUUGUUUGCUGCUCCAACGUAAGUUGUUUAUAGUUUAUUAAUCUUACGUUUAUAGUAUAAGAAACUGGAUUUCACAAUGAUUAUUUUAGGCCGCCAACAAAUCUUUUCUCUACUCCAGCUCCGGCGGCAAAUCCGUUCUCAGCUGCGUAAGUAGUUUGUCAUAUAUAAACAAACAAGCGUUAUUAUAUUAAGGUUGUUUUAUUAUUAUAAUUGAAUAGUAGUAAAUGAUAUGUUAUUUGUUUUCAGACCUACAGCAAAUCCAUUCGCCGCUCCAGCCUCAUCAUCCAGCAUGGGAGCCGGCCGAAAAAUUUUGUCAGCACGAAGGAAAAUGGGGCGAUAG